GUGAAAUUGUAUUAGAAAAUUACCAGAGUUUUCCGAUCAUCCGGAUUCGAAAUGAACGCAGUUACAAUUAAACCGUCGGAAUGUAGACAAAUCAAGCACAAGAUGAGUUCGAAUUCGCUGUUGAAUCAACAACAAGAAGUCGUCAGAUACGCCAACACUUACCAAUUGGAAUCGAAAAAUCCGUUCAAUCCGGACAAGGUGAAGAAAAUCCUGGAGGAAGUGAUGAUGGAGAUUGUCGAGAAUCUCGAGUACGAUCCGGAUUUGUGCGCCAAACAAGCCAAAUUAGCUUCGAUGAUGAUUAGAAUUAAAGUCAAAGAAUUGAAUUUUGAUAGGUAUAAAAUAGUGUGUAUCGUGACAAUAGGAGAGAAAAAACGACAAGAUUUAGAUAUUAUGUGCACUUUUUUUUGGGAUUCUUCUAAAGACCGUUACUCAACAUACACGAUUGAAAACAACUCGGUUUUUGGAAUUGCUUAUUGCUUCGGUUUGUACUACGAAUAAACACUU
Molecule: messenger RNA, 504 nt
Organism: Phyllotreta striolata
Lineage: Eukaryota; Metazoa; Arthropoda; Insecta; Coleoptera; Chrysomelidae
Source: the annotation of a GenBank genome assembly